Messenger RNA from Euleptes europaea (tarantolino), 4803 nucleotides. RefSeq names its product pappalysin 2 (gene PAPPA2). The coding region runs from base 1 to 4803 and encodes 1600 amino acids. Lineage: Eukaryota; Metazoa; Chordata; Lepidosauria; Squamata; Sphaerodactylidae. Gene Ontology annotation, molecular function: metallopeptidase activity. The transcript has 22 exons. The record is from RefSeq and is a predicted model, not a curated record.
AUGGCGCGCCCGGCGGCGGCGGCGGCCGUCGUGUGCCUGCUGGGCCUGCUGGGCGCGGCCGGCGGCGGGGGGCCGGGCUGCCCCGACGGGGAGCGCUGCGGGCUGCGCAGGGCGCGAUCGGCGGCCCCCGGCCCCGGCGGGCCGUCGGAGGGCGGCGGCGUGGAGGAGCCGCGGGCAGGGAGCCGCGCCGCCCCGCUGCGCCGGAGCGCCGGGGCCGGCCCCGACGGCCAGGCGCCGCCGGCCGCCCUCUACUUCUCCGGCGGCCGGGAGCAGCUGCUCUGGCGGCCGGGGCUGGGCGCCCAGCUGCCCCGCGGCCAGUUCACCGUCGAGGCCUGGGUCAAGCCCGAGGGAGGCCAGGGCAACCCGGCUGUCGUCGCAGGUGUGUUUGACAAUUGCUCCCACAUUGCCAGUGUCAAGGGCUGGACUCUGGGCAUCCGCUCGCAGGAGAAGCGUGGCAAGAAAGACGCCCGCUUCUUUUUCUCGCUCCGGACGGACCGGGUCAAGAGGUCCUCUGUCAUACUGGCGCACCGCCGCUACCAGCUCAAUACUUGGACCCACCUGGCCGCCACCUACGAUGGGCACCAGAUGUUGCUGUACCUCGAUGGGGAGCGAGUCGCUCGUAGUGCCCAGCAGUCGGGGGCCCUGCACAGCCCAUUCAUGGCCUCUUGUCGCGCCUUAAUUUUGGGUGGUGACAACUCGGAGGACGGGCACAAUUUUCGGGGGCAUGUGGCCCUGCUGGCCCUUUGGAGUGUCGCUCUGCCACAGGAGAAACUUCAGCGGGCCUUCUUGAGGAAGAUGGAAGAUAGGGAGUCAGGUGUCCUGCUCAGUGCCAGGUUCAGCCGCUUGGAGCAGCAGUGGGUGACAUUUAAGGAUGGGGCCUACCCACUGGUGGAAUCUUUUCCCGCCCCAGAACCUCAGGUUCUGUCCCCGCUCCUGCCCCCUCCGUGCGGACAGACUGCCUGUGACAACGUGGAGCUGAUCUCCCACUACAACAGCCACUGGCCGUUGAGGAACGAAAAAGUGGUGCGCUACCGUGUGGUCAAUAUCCACGACGACGACGGGUUGCGUCCAACCAUCACCCGGGAGCAGAUUGCCUAUCAGCACCGGGCGCUGAGCAAGGCCUUCGGUCCCUACAACAUCACGUGGCAGCUGAACAUUCACGAGGUGUACAACUCCGUGCUCCGCUACCGCGCAAUCCUGAUGAACUGCGAGCCCGGCAAGAUUGGCAACGAGGUCUGCGACCCUGAAUGCGAGCACCCGCUGACUGGCUACGAUGGGGGCGACUGCCGGCGGCCGGCGCGCUGCUACACCUGGGAGCGCAGAGACGGCGUUUGCAACAUGGAGUGCAACAAUAUGGUGAACGAUUUUGACGACGGAGACUGCUGCAACCCCAGGGUGACCAACGUAAGGAAGACUUGCUUCGACCCCGAUUCUCCGCACCGGGCAUACAUGAGCGUUAAGGAGCUCAAGGAGGUUCUACAACUGAACAGCACUCACUUCCUCAAUAUCUACUUUGCCAACUCGGUUCGGGAGGAGCUGGCGGGUGCUGCCACCUGGCCCUGGGACAAGGAUGCCCUUGGCCAUCUGGGAGGAGUGGUCCUCAAUCCAACAUACUAUGGUAUGCCAGGUCAUACAAACACAAUGAUCCAUGAAGUAGGACAUGUCUUGGGACUAUACCAUGUCUUUAAAGGGGUGAACGAAAGGGAAUCCUGUGACGACCCAUGUAGGGAGACAACACCGUCUAUGGAGACUGGAGACCUUUGUGCAGACACGGCUCCUACUCCCAAAAGCAAACUCUGUCGAGACCCAGAUCCUACCAAUGACACCUGUGGCCAGACCCACUUCUCGGGAACUCCGUUCAACAAUUACAUGAGCUACACAGAUGAUGAUUGCACAGACAGUUUCACCCCAAACCAAGUGGCUCGGAUGCAUUGCUAUCUGGAUUUGGUGUAUCAGCAGUGGAGCCAGGGCAGAAAACCCACCCCUAUUCCCAUGCCGCCAAUCGUCAUUGGGCAGAGCCAAAACUCCCUCACAAUACACUGGUCGCCCCCCAUUAGCGGGGCGCUUUAUGAAAGGGAAUCAGGAAACCUUUGUGGAAACUGCGCUGAAGAUGGAACAUUUAGCCAGUAUGUACACGAGGCCUCCUCCCCUCGGAUUUGCGAUUCCUCUGGCUACUGGACUCCAGAGGAAGCAGUAGGGCCUCCAGAUGUGGAUCAGCACUGUGAACUCAGCUUGCAGGCCUGGAGCCCUGAGUUCAACCUCUUCAACAUGAGCAUGACCACUCCUUGCCCUCAGCCACUCGGCUGCAUUUUGGAGCUGCGUUUCCUGCAUCCCGUCUAUCCAGACUCUCUAAUGGUUUGGACCACCUAUUUCUCUACGGACUCCCCUAGAGCACUAUCGGACGUAGAGAUCCUGACAGAGCAGGGAGACUCCGUGCACCUGGGGCCCAUGGACACGUACUGUGACAUCCCUCUCACGAUCAAACUCAGUCUCAACAAGAAGGUGUCUGGGGUAAAGAUCUACACGUUCGAUGAUCAUAUGCAGAUUGAUGCUGCACUCCUGGUUUCCACGCCCCAGAGCCCGCUUUGUUCCAGCUGCAAACCAGUAAGGUACAGAGUUCUCCGGGAUCCACCAUUUCUGGACGGUUCCCCGGCGAUGGUGACGCAACCAGGCCAAAAGUUUAUCGACACGGAAGUCACAGCAGGCCAGUUGUAUCGGUACCAGGUGCAAGCCGUGGCAGGGGCAGCUGUAGGAGAAGCCUCCCCUCCUCUGCUCCACAUCCACGGCUCUUCUUAUUGUGGAGACGGAAAGAUAAGCAUGAGCCUUGAAGAAGAGUGUGAUGACGGAGACCAACUAAAUGGGGAUGGUUGCUCUAGAACCUGUAAAAAAGAACAAGGAUUCCACUGUGUUGGUGAACCAAGCCUAUGUUAUGUCCAUGAAGGAGAUGGCCUUUGCGAACCGUUUGAGAUCACCAACAGCAUUGAUGACUGUGGACUCUACACUCCCAAGGAGUACAUCGAUCAGUGGGCCUCAGAGGCCUAUGCUUCCCAUCAGGACCAAAAAGCCUGCCCAGUUUCCCUGGUGACUGGAGAACCUUUUGUGAGGGUGUGCAAGCCUCAUCUUCAAGACACACUGGAGUAUCAGCCUCUCAUGGCUUGGUUCCCUUGUACCAGCCAUGAUGAUCUGCAAGAUACUGAGGAGAAAAUGCUCUCGGAUGAUAGGAUUUGGCUGAAAGUGUGCUUCAGCAAACCCAGCCCAGCUACCUCACUGUUUGUUUUUCUGGCUUCCGAUGGCAUGUCGGCUGGGGACCAGCCCAAACCUACUGUGACAGUUCACUUGGGUGACAUCAGUGGCCACAGCCAUUUCCUGGCAACAUACGAGCUAUCGUGUCAGCAGAAUCCACUGGUUAUCAACAUAACGGACAGCCUUGCAGUUCACCAAAUCCGCUCGGCUGUGUUCACCUUCUCCUCUCUUCUUGUGGCCAUCUCUGCGGUGGCCCUGCGGACGCAUUCUUCCUCAUACCCUUCCAACCCGAGCAACUGCCUCCCGGAAAAUGAGGGACGCAGCCACGAGAAAUACAGUUGCACGCCAAAUACCUGCGGAGAGAAAGGCAGCUGUGGGCUGCCAUUUAUCCAUCAUGCUGCUAUGGUCAAGUGUGCCCCCAGCAGCCAGGGGCUCACACAGUGCUUUGUUACCUGUGAAAAAGGGUUUGUCCUCCACGCCAGCCAGGGGCAAAUGCUCCGCCCAGGACAGAAAGAAAUCCUGCUGACUUGCAGUUCUGGGCAGUGGGACAGAUCUGUGACGUGUGCCCCUGUUGACUGCCAGUUUCCUGACCAGUCGAACGUGCUUUAUGCUGAGUUCUCCUGCCCUAAAGGGACCACCUUCUUGAAGCGAUGCUUCUUCUCCUGCGUCAAACCAGCUAAGCUUCAAGGAAUGAGUCAGUGGCUGACCUGCCUGGAGGAUGGCCUCUGGUCACUCCCAGAAGCUUACUGCAAGUUAGAGUGUGACCCUCCACAGCCAGUCGCCAAUGCUAAACUGCUGCUGCCCCGAUGCCUGCAAGGGAACCAUGAUGUUGGUUCCAUCUGCCGAUACAAAUGCAAGCCUGGAUACCACGUGGCAGAAACCACCGAGGGAAAGUCCAGGAAAAAGUUCCUGAGUAUUGCGUGUCUGGAAACUGGCUUCUGGGAGGCAGGCAGCUGUGUCCCUGUGCUGUGUAAGCCACCACCACCAGUCUUUGAAGGAAUGUACAAUUGCACCAAUGGCUUUCAGCUCGACAGUCAAUGUGUACUCAGCUGCAGCCCACAGAGUAAGAGGGUCCCUAUCCUAUGCACUAAAGAUGGAUUAUGGACUGAUGAAUUUAAAUUGUGUGAAGAUCUGCAAGGGGAAUGUUCACCACCCCAAGAACUGAAUUCAGUAGAGUAUAAGUGCGACCAAGGUUAUGGAAUUGGUGCUGUGUGCAUUCCUUCCUGUCUAAUUCCGCUCAGCGAUCCUGUGACACUGCCUGAAAAUGUCACUGUCGACAGCAUGGACCACAGAUUGCAACCAAUCCGAAUCCAGAAUAUUGUGUGCACUGGAAAAUUAGAAUGGCAUCCAGAUCCAAAAGUCAUUCAUUGCAUCGAUUCCUGUGAGCCUUUCCUAGCCGAUGGUUGGUGUGACACUAUCAACAACAGAGCCUAUUGUCGGUACGAUGGGGGUGAUUGUUGCUCCUCCACAGUUUCCUCCAGGAAGGUGGUUCCGUUUCCUGACGACUGUGACCAGGACGAGUGCAGCUGCCGGGACCCCACGGCAGAAGAGAAUCAGUGA